AUUACAACAACGAAACCAUGAAUCUUAGGGUUUGUUGGAAAAUACUAAAAAUGACGAGUUCGUGUUUGAAAGAAAAAAAACGCCAAAACGCAUUCGCUGGUUCGUGUCAUAUGUCUCUAAGAGACACAGCAUCAUUAGUCUUAAAUCGACAGCGAGUGGUUUUUUGGACUUUACUAUUGGUCCUCGUGUUUACCCUUUUUUGUCCUUUACAUUAGUUAAUUUUAUACGCAUGAAGAGAGAGAGAUUUGAAAUGGUUUUUGACUGAUUAAUUAAAGUGUAAUUAAGAGAUUAUCCACUUGAAAUUAUUAUUGUGCCCCUACCCUUCAAACCGACCAAUACAUCUCCACAUUUUUCAAGUAAAUAUUUUCUUUUUUCUUUCUGAAUUUAAUUGCAAAAUUCUCUAAAUGCGCAUAAUAUGUCGCCUUGGAAGAAAUGAACAUUAUAUUUUUGACUUUUCUUCUUCUUCUUCUUCUCUCUUCAUUUAACACCAAAACCUUUUUCUUUCUCCUCUUCAUGCAUGAACCCUAACUAAGUUUAUCUUCUUUCUUCUUCUUCUCUAAUCUCUCACAAGGAGCUAGUUAUUUGAUUACUAUAUGAACUCGAUGAAUAACUGGUUAGGUUUCUCUCUCUCUCCUCAUGAUCAAAAUCACCACCGUACCGAUGUUGAGUCCUCCACCACCACAACCGCCGUAGAUGUUGCCGGAGAGUACUGUUUUGAUCUGGCCGCUGCCUCCGAUGAGUCUUCUGCCGUUCAAACAUCUUUUGCUUCUCCUUUUGGUGUCGUCCUCGAAGCUUUCACCAGAGACAACAAUAGUCACUCCCGAGAUUGGGACAUCAAUAGUGGUGCAUGCAGUAACAUCCACAAUAAUGAACAAAAUGGACCAAAGCUGGAGAAUUUUCUCGGCCGCAAUACCACGAUCUACAAUACCAACAAGAACGUUGGAGAUGGAAGUGGCAGCUGUGAAGGACCUGGAGGUAGAGACGGUGGUGGUGGCUCACUAGGCCUUUCGAUGAUAAAAACAUGGCUGAGUAACCAUCCGGUGGCUAAUGUUAAUUAUCAAGACAAUGGUAACGGUGCACGAGGCUUGUCACUCUCUAUGAAUUCAUCUACUACCUGUGAUAGCAACAACUACAACAACAAUAAUGAUGUUGCCCAAGAGAAUACUAUUGUUGAUGUCGUAGAAGCGACACCAAAGAAAACUAUUGAGAGUUUUGGACAAAGAACGUCUAUAUACCGCGGUGUUACAAGGCAUCGGUGGACAGGAAGAUACGAGGCACAUUUAUGGGAUAAUAGUUGCAAAAGAGAAGGCCAGACUCGCAAAGGAAGACAAGUUUAUUUGGGAGGUUAUGAUAAAGAAGAAAAAGCAGCUAGGGCUUACGAUUUAGCCGCACUAAAGUAUUGGGGAACCACUACUACUACUAACUUCCCCAUGAGUGAAUAUGAGAAAGAGGUAGAAGAGAUGAAGCACAUGACGAGGCAAGAGUAUGUUGCCUCUCUCCGCAGGAAAAGUAGUGGUUUCUCUCGUGGUGCAUCGAUUUAUCGAGGAGUAACAAGGCAUCACCAACAUGGAAGGUGGCAAGCUAGGAUCGGAAGAGUCGCCGGUAACAAAGACCUCUACUUGGGAACUUUCGGCACACAAGAAGAGGCUGCAGAAGCUUAUGACAUUGCAGCCAUUAAAUUCAGAGGAUUAAGUGCAGUGACUAACUUUGAUAUGAGCAGAUACAAUGUUAAAGCAAUCCUCGAGAGCCCGAGUCUACCUAUUGGUAGUUCUGCAAAACGUCUCAAGGACGUUAACAAUCCGGUUCCAAGUAUGAUGAUUAGUAAUAACGUUUCAGAGAGUGGAAAUAAUGCUAGUGGUUGGCAAAACGCUGCGUUUCAGCAUAACCAGGGAGUGGAUUUGAACUUAUUGCAGCAACAGCAGGAGAGGUACGUUGGUUAUUACAAUGGAAGAAACUUGUCUACCGAGAGUAGUAGGGUUUGUUUCAAACAAGAGGAGGAACAACAACACUUCUUGAGCAACUCGCCGAGCCUCAUGACUAAUGUCGAUCAUCAUAUCUCGACUUCUGAUGAUUCGGUUACCGUUUGUGGAAAUGUCGUUAGUUAUGGUGGUUAUCAAGGAUUUGCAAUCCCUGUUGGAACAUCGGUUAAUUGUGAUGUCUUCACUGCUGCUGAGAUUGCUUACAACGCAAGAAAUCGUUAUUAUUAUGCUCAGCAGCAGCAACAACAGCAGAUUCAGCAUUCUCCGGGAGGAGAUUUUCCGGUGGCGAUUUCGAAUAACGUUAGCUCUAACAUGUACUUUCAUGGUGAAGGCGGUGGAGAAGGGGCUUCAACGUUUACAGUUUGGAACGACGCUUAGAAAAAUAAGUAAAAGAUCUUUAGUUGUUUGCUUUGUGUGUUGUGAACAGUUUGAUUCUGUUUUUUUUUUUUUCCUUUUUUGGGUAAGUUUCUUAUAACUGUUUUCAUAGUUUUGAUUAUUUGGAUAAAAUUUUCAGAUUAAGGAUCAUUUAAUUUUCUUAUAUACUAUUAGUCUAGUCUAAUUUAGUACCGUAUCACUAAAAAAUUGUAGUCUGCAAUAUCAUAAGUUUUUUUUUAAUUUUUGGAAUUAUAGUGCAAGAGACUCAAAAUUCUGGUUUCAAUGUUAAAAAUGAUCCGUUCUACCAAAAAAAAAAUGUUAAUAA
Messenger RNA from Arabidopsis lyrata subsp. lyrata, 2679 nucleotides. Its product is annotated as AP2-like ethylene-responsive transcription factor BBM. The record is from RefSeq and is a predicted model, not a curated record. Gene Ontology annotation, molecular function: DNA-binding transcription factor activity; DNA binding. The transcript is spliced from 9 exons. Lineage: Eukaryota; Viridiplantae; Streptophyta; Magnoliopsida; Brassicales; Brassicaceae. The coding region runs from base 594 to 2357 and encodes 587 amino acids. Gene Ontology annotation, biological process: regulation of DNA-templated transcription.